GUCCAACUUAACCCACGUUCCCUUCAGAGUCCGCAUGCUCGAGAUAGUUAGCUUCGGGCAAGUUAGCUAGCAUCAGUCGUGGGCUUGGAGUCACGUUUACAAGAUGGCAACCGAAGCGAAGCGAACCAAGGUAGAUGAUGGGUCACAGAUGGAUCCGCUGCAGAGCUUUCUACAGUGGUGCAACAGAGUGGGCUUGGUACUCAGCAGUAAGGUGUGUGUGAGUAAAGAGGGAACAGUGGCAGAUUAUGGGAUGCUGGCUAAGGACGACAUAGAGGAGGGGGAGGUUUUAUUCACUAUCCCCAGAUCAGCUCUUCUCCACCAGGAAACAACCAAGGUCUCUGCCCUGCUGGAGAAAGAGAGGUCAUGUCUAGAGAGCUCCUCUGGCUGGGUUCCCCUGCUCCUGGCUCUGCUGUACGAAUACACAUCCCCACAGUCCCACUGGAAACCCUACCUCUCCCUGUGGAGCAACUUUAAGACGCUGGAUCACCCGAUGUUCUGGUCUAAGGAGGAGAGAGACAGACUGCUGAAGGGAACAGGUAUCCCAGAGGCUGUGGACACAGACUUGGCGAACAUCCAGAGGGAAUACACAGACGUGGUCCUUCCCUUCAUCACCAAGCAUCCUGACCUGUGGAGCCCCAGCACACACACACUGGACCUGUACACACAGCUGGUGGCCUUUGUCAUGGCCUACAGUUUCCAAGAGCCACAGGAAGAGGAGAAUGAUGAAGACGAUGAGGAGGAGAAGGCCCCAAACCCACCGAUGAUGGUUCCCAUGGCCGACAUGCUUAACCAUGUGUCCAAUCACAAUGCUAAUCUGGAGUUUACACCGGACAGUCUGAAGAUGGUUUGCGUGCGCCCCAUUCAGAAAGGCGAGGAGGUGUUUAACACCUACGGGCAGAUGGCCAACUGGCAGCUGCUGCAUAUGUACGGCUUCACGGAGCCGUAUCAAAGCAACAGCAACGACACCGUCGACAUCCCCAUCAGCAACCUCUACAAAGUCGCCACACAAGGUAUUCAGUCUGAUCUGGACCUGCAGUUGGUGGAGGAGCAGUGGGAGAUGCUGUCUGAGAUGAUGCAAGAGAAAGCAGCCUUUGUCUUUGGCAAACAGGGCUGCCUUACAGACACAGAGCUACAUACUGUGCUCAAGGUGCUCUGCAUGUCAGGGGAGGAGUUCUCAGAGUUCAAAGAUAAUGAAGGGUGGGAGGAAGAUGAUGAGGACGACGAGGCUUCCCUCGCUUUUUCUAACGAGGGUCUGCCUGGAUUAAAGGCUUCAUGGAAAUGGCUCAUUCAUGAAGCAGCCCGUCUGACUUUGAGGUCCUAUGGAGACGAGGAGGAACAGGGUGUGAAGAGCGACCAGGCGCUGAUGGAGGACAAGGCAGCAUUUGAAGGACUGAGCAGCAGGCAGCAGAACGCCCUGCAGGUACUCUGUGGACAGAAGAGCAUCCUGCACAGACUGGUGGAGCUCACCAAGUCAUGACUUCAGCUGCAGCAGGGAGCAGGAGUUUGUUUUUUAUAUCAACGGGGAAACUGAAAUGUCUCAAAACACACUGUUAAUAAAUGUUUUUACUUAAGACAGAUCUCUGAUUUUCAACAGUGCUUUUACACUAUCAGUGUUGAUGUGCGAGGUGUUUUGCCAUUAUCUGUACAGAAAACAGGGAUCAUUAUGACACUUGUUAAGUAAUUGCUGUGUCUCUUGGAUGCCUGCUGGGUACUUUUUGACGCCUGGGCUCUACCUUUUUAUAAAGCUGUGACAUUACCUGAGUGGUGGGGGGGACACCCAUUAAUAUCUCAAGCACAGAAAUUGAAAUACAGGCAGAGGGCAAAGUUUUGUAGAUAAAUGCAUUAGCACACACCUCUAGUGAGUCAUAAGUGAUGAUUGAGAGGAAUUGCUUUUGUUUGAGUCUAUUCAUUGUUAUUUUUUUAGGAAAAUCUUGCAUAGCAUAUCUUAGGACUGUUUCAAAAGUAGGUAUACAAAUCUGGAUGAAAAAUAUGUAAAACCCUAGAACAGUAAUUUGUGUAUUUUUCAGUCUAGACCCCAUUUUCCUACGUUUUCAAGUACAAGUGACUGACUGCAACAGCAGUUUUUGAAAUUUGACCAGUACUGAGCAAGCAGCAGCAAAACAAGCUGCAGUAUAAUCCCUGAGGCCAGUUGAGCGUCUUCAGUUUGCUUCCACUAACAGUGCUUGUUUUUGUCAGACAGGCUCUGAUCAUUUAGUCUGUCAAGAUUAGAGAAAGGAUCCUACUGAAAGACCUUUUUAUUAAACCUGAAACAGCCACAAAAUCUCUACUGUAAACUGUAAUUUGAUUAGCGUAAAACACUCUUCAUUCAGUGUCUUCACAAGCAAAAUAAAAGCCAUCUUGGUUUGUCUUUCUCUGUUCCAACAAUCACUGUCUCUGGUUUGGUAGAAAAAAAAUACUUUAUUCACCCAGUCAGUUUAGAUGUGAAUGCAUGCUGGCUCUGUACACACUUCAUCCCAUGCAAAUCCACAAUGUCCCUAAUUUGCCAAGUAAAACUUACACUGUGAAUUACCUACCAUAUUUCACCAAAUAGAGGUCAUGUGAUAUUACACAUUCGGUGCAAAUCUUCAUCUCGAUGCUUUGGGGUCGUAUUAUUUUUAUUGUUGAACAGCCGCACAUGCAUAUAUCAUACACAGUCAGCUUGUCAGAGAUUUACUGUGCUGCUAAAAGUCUACCACUGGCAGCUACUGGCAACUUUAAGGUGGAAUGUUUGUUUUUUGCAUGUGUGUGAAUCAAUCAACAGACUAAAUGUCAAUAUCCAGACUUUGACCAUUGCAUUUGUUUUGUCUUUCUUGACAAACUUUAGUGAUGAUUGGAUCUUUAAGCGAUUAAAAAAAGUAAAUGAAUCUCAACUGCA
Epinephelus lanceolatus (giant grouper) is the source of this 2875-nucleotide messenger RNA. It is a transcript of the gene setd6, whose product is annotated as SET domain containing 6, protein lysine methyltransferase. The record is from RefSeq and is a predicted model, not a curated record. Gene Ontology annotation, cellular component: nucleus. Gene Ontology annotation, molecular function: protein-lysine N-methyltransferase activity; protein binding. Lineage: Eukaryota; Metazoa; Chordata; Actinopteri; Perciformes; Serranidae. Gene Ontology annotation, biological process: peptidyl-lysine monomethylation.